Molecule: messenger RNA, 1205 nt
Organism: Benincasa hispida (wax gourd)
Lineage: Eukaryota; Viridiplantae; Streptophyta; Magnoliopsida; Cucurbitales; Cucurbitaceae
Biological process (GO): vesicle-mediated transport
Cellular component (GO): membrane; Golgi apparatus
Molecular function (GO): small GTPase binding
Source: RefSeq, a predicted model, not a curated record
AAGGUUGGGUCAAAAUGUAAAUAAUGGAACAUAGAGGAUGAAAAAAAAAUACGAAGGAAAACUAACAAACAAAUAAAAAAAAGAAAGCUCGAUUCAGUCUGAAACAUGGAGAUAGAUCUCUGAGAAGACCGAUAAGGAGGAAGAAGAAGAAGGAGAAGGAGAAGAACAAAGAAGACGAAGAAGAUGAUGUCCGGUGGUAACUAUACGACUAUAGAUAACCAAAAUGUUUCAGGAUCUGUGCCUGCCGUUCCAGAUCAGGGACAAAUAACCGUUAAAUUCACUGAUUCAAAUCUUCAAACAUUUCCUCCUUCUGGAACUCAAGGAAAGAUCUCUGGUGGUUCCCAGCCUCCUCGAGAUGCUGAUGAUACAUUUUCAAAACCUAUCUCUGGUUCUGAUGAAUCCCCCCAGCAGGGUGGUGGUGGUUGGUUUCGGACCUUCUCAAUUUCUUCCUACAAACAAUAUUUUGAUGUUGAUACAUCAGAUGUUCUAGAGAGGAUCAAAGAUUCUCUUUAUCCAUUUAGAGGAACUUUUAAUGAAAGAACAGCCGACACCCCAGAUUUAUACGGACCAUUUUGGAUAUGUACUACCUUGAUAUUUGUGGCUGCUUCUAUCGGAACGUUUGUGACAUACUUGGCACACAAGUUACAAAAUAAAGAUUGGAACUACGACAUAAAUUUGGUAACCUGGUCCGCUGGUUUGUUCUAUGGCUAUGUCACCAUUGUUCCUGUUGGACUAUAUGUAAUCCUCAAGUACUUCUCGGUGCCGUCUGGCCUCGUUCAGCUCUUUUGUCUCUAUGGCUACUCUUUAUUUGUAUUCAUCCCAGCACUGUGUCUCUCUGUUGUCCCUUUGGAAAUAUUCAGAUGGGUUAUCGCGGGCGUGGCCGGAUUCAUGUCAGCAACAUUUGUGGCACUCAAUCUCCGAGCUCACAUAAAGUCAGCUGGUGAGAGAUGGUUUUUGAUUGUGGCCAGUAUCUUCUUGCUGCAGUUAGCUCUGGCUGUUAUUCUCAAACUAUAUCUCUUCACUGUUACUGUAUGAAACUAAACUUCUCCAUCCCUUUGUUAAACAGAUUGUAGAUUACAAAACAAUAACUUCUUUUGGGGCCAUUGGUCUCUAAUACUUGGCUUGUUUAGCAAAACCAUAUCAUUCGUUAAUUGAAAAACAUCUUAUAUGUUAUAAUAUAAGGUCAAUAGAUUUUACUAGCCUUA